AAUUAUCGUAAUUAACUCGUUUAUGUGUUGUGUGCUAAUCCAAUUACCAAGUUCGCGCAGGAUGCCCCCAAUCUUGGCGAGCGCAAAUACAGGAAUUUAAUUCAAUCAUCGCUCAAUUGGCUCUGACAACUGAAGAAUUCAGUUUGACCUUAAAAUUCAAUUGAAUUCCCCUAACCAAUAUCAAUCUGCAAUUAGUCGAAAGUGUUUCUGCAAAUUGAUUGAAAAGUGAAAGUCCGAAUUCCAUUCGUUAGCCAUGUUGAACUAUCAGCCACAAUUGCACUCGCUGCCCGUCGGCACAAACAGCAAUUUCUACUACGGCCCGACGGGAUCACAUGCCCUGACAUCCGCCGGUGAAUCCUAUCCAUCGCACAAUCUCGAUGCUGAGGACAAACUCCACGACCGCGCUGGCACUGCCAGGGAUCUGGACAAAAUGCAUCGAUUCUCGGUGGAUAAUCUCAUCGAACUGAAGCACGAUGCCUAUGCCAAGGGCAAGCUUUCCAUGGAAAUCAGUAACAAUUACGGCGGUGGCGGCCCCAGUGGUUGCACCAGCAAUCUCUCGACGGGACACUCGAGGAAACCGCGACGGAAUCGUACCACCUUCAGUUCUGCCCAGCUAACGGCCCUGGAGAAGGUGUUCGAGAGAACCCACUAUCCGGAUGCGUUUGUGCGCGAGGAGCUGGCCACCAAGGUGCAUCUGAGCGAGGCACGAGUGCAGGUCUGGUUUCAGAAUCGCCGUGCCAAAUUCCGACGCAACGAACGUAGCGUGGGCGCCCGCCCGCUGCUGGACAAUGCACCCCAACUGGUGCCAGCGCCCCUCAGCAAUAACAUGCACAAAUAUGCGAAUUUGAGCCACCCACCGCCACCACCACCACCGCCCGGGGCAUAUGCCCUAAACUUUGCGCCGCUGGAGCUGCGCUCGUGCCAGAACUACACGAACUGCUACGCAGGAUUCGGUGCGAAUCCUUCGAACGGCAACGGAAUGUGCUCCUUUUUUGGGGCCACCAACUAUUGUGUGGCAGCCAACUAUGCCAAGAAUGCUUAUCCGCCGCUGUGAUGACGACAGCGAUUACGAUGGCAAUGGCAGACGUUUAAUGGGCCCCAUGAGGUUACUUUGUGCACUCACAUGUGUGUAUUUCAAUUAGCUAAAUUGCAUUAAUGUUUAAAAAUGUAUUAAAAAAUAACAUAUUCACCUACCUGACUAAUAUUUAUAUUUAUACGAUGCCAAAUGA
This is a messenger RNA of Drosophila obscura, 1229 nucleotides long. Its product is annotated as paired mesoderm homeobox protein 2A. The record is from RefSeq and is a predicted model, not a curated record. The transcript has 3 exons. NCBI's taxonomy places the organism in Eukaryota, Metazoa, Arthropoda, Insecta, Diptera, Drosophilidae. Gene Ontology annotation, biological process: regulation of transcription by RNA polymerase II. Bases 254 to 1054 code for a protein of 266 amino acids. Gene Ontology annotation, molecular function: RNA polymerase II transcription regulatory region sequence-specific DNA binding; DNA-binding transcription factor activity, RNA polymerase II-specific.